This is a messenger RNA of Poecilia latipinna (sailfin molly), 1673 nucleotides long. RefSeq names its product opsin 7, group member a (gene opn7a). Gene Ontology annotation, biological process: G protein-coupled receptor signaling pathway; visual perception. The coding region runs from base 49 to 1392 and encodes 447 amino acids. Lineage: Eukaryota; Metazoa; Chordata; Actinopteri; Cyprinodontiformes; Poeciliidae. The transcript is spliced from 5 exons. Gene Ontology annotation, cellular component: membrane. The record is from RefSeq and is a predicted model, not a curated record. Gene Ontology annotation, molecular function: G protein-coupled receptor activity.
GGAACUGUAAUGUCUGGACUUAACAAAAAAUAAAACAAUGUAUUUUAGAUGGGACUCUUGGCUGAAGACAUGGCGUUCCACUCCAGCAUACCUGUGCCUCUGGAUAUAACUGUGGCCGUAGUCUACUCAAUUUUCGGCGUAUGCUCACUAUUUGGAAAUAGCACACUGCUAUAUAUCUCCUACAAGAAGAAGCACCUGCUGAAGCCUGCAGAGUACUUCAUCGUCAACCUGGCUGUUAGUGACCUGGGCCUCACAUUGUCCCUUUAUCCCAUGGCCAUAAGCUCAAGCUUCUACCACAGGUGGCUGUAUGGGAAAACUCUGUGCUCCUUGUACGCAUUCUGUGGCAUACUGUUUGGCCUCUGCAGUCUGACCACUCUGACCCUGCUAAGCACGGUGUGCUUUGUGAAAGUGUGCCGUCCGCUUUACGGAAACAGGUUCAAGCCUUUUCACGGCCAGCUGCUCAUAGCCUGUGCUUGGGUCUAUGCGUUGCUGUUCGCCUGCUCCCCACUGGUCCACUGGGGAGAGUACGGACCGGAGCCUUACGGAACCGCCUGCUGCAUUGACUGGCGCUUGUCCAACAAGCUCGGCACGGCCCGCUCGUACACCGUGGCGCUCUUUGUUUUCUGCUACAUCCUUCCGUGCUGCGUAAUUGUUGCGUCCUACACGAGCAUCUUGGUGACUGUGCAGGCGUCCAGGAAGACCAUGGAGCAGCACGCAUCAAGGCAGACGAGCAUGAGCAGCAUCCAGACGAUUAUUAUCAAGCUAAGCGUUGCUGUCUGCAUUGGAUUCUUUGCGGCGUGGAGUCCAUACGCCGUAGUUUCCAUGUGGGCCGCCUUCGGAGAAAUCGAAAGCAUUCCCCCUCUUGCAUUUGCAAUGCCCGCUAUGUUUGCAAAGUCGUCGACUAUCUACAACCCGAUGAUCUACCUAAUGCUGAGGCCUAAUUUCCGACAAAUCAUGUGCAGGGACCUGGGAACGCUAUUCCAAACAUGUCUGAAGGGAUGCCUCGUGUUCAAGGGCCACGCGAAGUGCUGCUCGAAACCAAACGUCAUGGUCAGACGUCGCACAGCUCACAGACAGACCAACCAGCCUCCCUUAUCCAUCUCCUCUACUCAGCCGCCUAUAGCGACUCUGAGGGAUCUCAGGUGCCAGAGGUGCCUGGACAAUUUUGAAUGCUUCAGACACUACCCUCAAAUGUGUGGGAUUGCUAAUCCAGCCGCCAACACGGACUCAUCAAAAGAUCAGGAAACUCCGGUUUUGCAAACAUUUAGCCAGAUAUGUGAGAGUGAGCAUCCAAAGAAGUCCCUGAUGGCCACCGUAAGGACAUCAGAUACAAACUACUUCAAUAUCAGUUUGGAGAUGGUUCCCAGGUACACAAAGGAGGCUUGGCCCUGAUAAUGUUCAGAAUGUGUCUGACAUGUUUAGAAAAUGUGGAAAUAUCCAUCCAUUCAUCAAAGUGAGAGGCUUCACGUGCAAUUUGAACCUGGAAUCAUCCUGCACCAGUGCCAACAACAAGAAGCUAAUAACUGCCGUUCCGUACAGCCUGCAACAAUUUUUUUAAGAUUCAGGAAUUUAUACUAUUACCAUUAUGUCUUUUUUGACAACAGCUAUGUCCUGUAACAUGUUUGUCAUUUUCUUUUUAUUUGAUUUGGCUAUGAACAGAAACUGAGAAAGAA